Messenger RNA from Biomphalaria glabrata, 4968 nucleotides. RefSeq names its product mucin-2-like. The record is from RefSeq and is a predicted model, not a curated record. The coding region runs from base 90 to 3329 and encodes 1079 amino acids. The transcript is spliced from 14 exons. NCBI's taxonomy places the organism in Eukaryota, Metazoa, Mollusca, Gastropoda, Planorbidae. Gene Ontology annotation, molecular function: protein binding; protein tyrosine phosphatase activity. Gene Ontology annotation, biological process: protein dephosphorylation.
UGUAUCGUGUGUGUAAUGUUUGGGUUCAUAUCUUUGAAGUUAUGUGGCCAGAUCUUGUUUAAUGGAGUAUAACACUUGUUACUUUGGAAAUGUGGACGACAUCUUCUACUAGGAUACUAAUCAGCCUCUUUACUUUUGUGUGUUUUAUUUCCUUUGAUGUUGCUGCGAAUGGGUCAGCCUCAAACAAUGAUCCGGAUACCAUUGCUAAUUAUUCUAAUGGCAAUUUUAUAGAUAACAAACCUUCCUCAAAAAACCAAGACAAUGGGUCGAGUAGCCACAUCGGCACAACAACCAACGAGGAAGUGACAGAUAGGCCUAAAAAGCAAGAUGUUACUAGUGUCUUGAAGACAGCUUACCAAGAACUCGAUGCAUCAAAGUUGAUUAAGGAAUCUAGUACCAGUGUCAAAACACCGACUACAAUUAGUGCUACAUCGACACCAAUUUCCUCUACAAGUGCUACAUCUAUACCUACUGCUAAUACUAGUGCUACAUUUACACCACCUGUUACAACCAGUGCUACAUCUGCAUCACCUUCUACUAGUGAUACAUCUACAUCAGCUUCUUCUACUAGUGCUACAUCUACAUCACUUUCUUCUACUAGUGCUACAUCUACUUCUUCUACUAGUGCUACAUCUACAUCACUUUCUUCUACUAGUGCUACAUCUACAUCAGCUUCUUCUACUAGUGCUACAUCUACAUCAGCUUCUUCUACUAGUGCUACAUCUACAUCACCUUCUUCUACUAGUGCUACAUCUACAUCACUUUCUUCUACUAGUGCUACAUCUACAUCUCCUUCUUCUACUAGUGCUACAUCUACAUCACCUUCUUCUACUAGUGCUACAUCUACAUCACCUUCUUCUACUAGUGCUACAUCUACAUCACCUUCUUCUACUAGUGCUACAUCUACAUCACCUUCUUCUAAUAGUGCUACAUCUACAUCACUUUCUUCUACUAGUGCUACAUCUGCAUCACCUUCUUCUACUAGUGCUACAUCUACAUCACCUUCUUCUACUAGUGCUACAUCUACAUCACCUUCUUCUACUAGUGCUACAUCUACAUCACCUUCUUCUACUAGUGCUACAUCUACAUCUCAUUCUUCUACUAGUGCUACAUCUACAUCUCCUUCUUCUACUAGUGCUACAUCUACACCACCUUCUUCUACUAGUGCUACAUCUACAUCUCCUUCUUCUACUAGUGCUACAUCUACACCACCUUCUUCUACUAGUGCUACAUCUACAUCACUUUCUUCUACUAGUGCUACAUCUACAUCUCCUUCUUCUACUAGUGCUACAUCUACACCACCUUCUUCUACUAGUGCUACAUCUACAUCACUUUCUUCUACUAGUGCUACAUCUACAUCUCCUUCUUCUACUAGUGCUACAUCUACACCACCUUCUUCUACUAGUGCUACAUCUACAUCACCUUCUUCUACUAGUGCUACAUCUACAUCACCUUCUUCUACUAGUGCUACAUCUACAUCACCUUCUUCUACUAGUGCUACAUCUACAUCAGCUUCUUCUACUAGUGCUACAUCUACACCACCUUCUUCUACUAGUGCUACAUCUACAUCACCUUCUUCUACUAGUGCUACAUCUACACCACCUUCUUCUACUAGUGCUACAUCUACAUCACCUUCUUCUACUAGUGCUACAUCUACAUCACCUUCUUCUACUAGUGCUACAUCUACAUCACUUUUUUCUACUAGUGCUACAACUACAUCACCUUCCUCUACUAGUGCUACAUCUACAUCACCUUCUUCUACUAGUGCUACAUCUACAUCACCUUCUUCUACUAGUGCUACAUCUACAUCAGCUUCUUCUACUAGUGCUACAUCUACAUCAGCUUCUUCUACUAGUGCUACAUCUACACCACCUGCUAUUAAUACCAAAUCACCUUCUUCUACUAGUGCUACAUCUAUACCACCUACUACUUCUAUUGCUACAACUGAAUCACCUACUAUAACGAGCGCUACAACUGGAUCAUCUUUUACCAGUGCUACAACUCCACUACCUAUUAUUACAACAACUGAACAGCUUAUUACCACAAAUGAAUCUACAAGUAGAACUACGGAAGUUUUCACUCGUGCAAUUCAAGCAGCAGAAACAGCUAAUAAUACAUCGGCAAUAGUAGGUGGAGUUAUUGGAUGUAUCUUAGGACUCGCUGCUAUAGCUGCUUCUGUAGUCUUCAUCUUUUACUUCAAAAGGCGAUCAAGUCAGCCUAGAUCUAGGCUAUCAAGUCCACUUGUUGAAUUAGACAAAAAGGCUCAGGAUUAUAUUCUUGAGCAUAGACCAAUUAAAAUUUUGGAGUUCAAGGAGCAAGUGAAAAGGCUUCAUAAAGAUAGCAAUCUUUUGUUUCAAGAUGACUUUGAGGACAUUAAGAAACUUAGCAGUAGACUCCCAUACACAUCCAAUGAUGCCAAGAAAGAGGGCAACAAAGCUAAAAACAGAUAUUCUAAUAUUUUACCAUAUGAUCACAGCAGAGUGAAACUAUUGUUCCAAAUGGAAGAUGAUGAGACCAUGGAUUAUAUUAACGCCAAUUAUAUUCCUGGUUAUAAUUCUGUGAGAGAAUACAUAGCAACUCAAGGACCAUUGAAGUCUACAUUGUCAGACUUCUGGAGAAUGCUGUGGGAACAAAAUAGUCAUGUGAUUGUGAUGCUCUCAGAUUUGUAUGAAAACCAAAAACCUAAAGUUGAACUUUACUGGCCAGAGAACUUGGGAGAGCCUACCAGAUAUGAUAAUUUCACUGUUGAGUUGACCAACUUCUCUCAGUUUAACAGUAUUAUCAUUAGGACUUUCAGAAUCUCAAAAGGAACUGAAGUAAGGAAAGUUGUUCAUUUUUUUAUUGUUUGGUCGGACUUUGAUGCAGAUCUAGAGGUGAGAGACUUUCUAGACCUUGUCCAAGUGGUGCGUAUGGAAGCAGCUACAAAAAAGUCUGGACCUAUCAUUGUGCAUUGCAGUGCUGGUGUUGGCAGAACAGGGACUUUUAUAGCAUUGGAUUACUUCAUGCAGUACAUUGAGAAGCACAGCCUCCAAGAAAGCAUAGAUGUGUUUAGUUAUGUGAUGAAAAUGAGAAACAAUCGUGUUUCUAUGGUUCAAGCUGAGGUCCAAUACAUUUUUAUACAUGACGUCCUAGUUGAAGUUAUAGACAAAAAAAUCAAGCUUGAGGAAGGCCAAAUGAAUCAACAUAUAUACUACAAUGAAGAUGAUCAUGCCAAGAAUGAUGAGACGGUGUAUGUAAAUAUGAAUGAGCUAACCAACAUGAAAACUGGUCAAGAGAACAAAGCUUAUGAGCAUGAUAAUGACAAAGAUGAAGAAUCCAUAAAUGUAUGAUAGAAGAUAUAUCUCCCUUUAAUGAGAACCCUUUUAGAAAGAAAAUUAUGGAACAAACACUUGAUUGUGUGUAUUGCACAGAAUAAAAAUUGAUAUUUAAAAAAACAUUGUACAUUCACAUUUACUGUUAUAAUUAUAUGUUUCUUUAUGCACAAUGUCUUUGACAAUAAUAGUAGUUAGUUCCCUUUCAGACUUUGUCAUCUAUGGGGCAGAUGAUGAAAAGCUUCUCGCUUUCCAUGGCCCACAGUUAAUGAGGAUGUUAUGUAGCCCAGUACAAUAACCUGCUGUCCUUACUUUUCUCAACUGAUUUCAGGUACCCUUUAGAAUUGGGUGGACUCAAAUGCCCCCCUUAAAAUUCCUCAAUUUUGAAAAUCCAGUCUUCAAAGGAAUUGAAUUCAUAUCAUAAAUAUUAGUUCAAUGUAUUUGCAUGUGUUUCAAUUUAAGUGUUACAGCUAAUUUAUAAUAAUAAAUCUUCAAGCCCAGUGUAAUUCUCUAGCUGUGCCCUAUGUUGUUGGUUGGUUGGUUAUUGGCUUGUAGCUCUAAACAGCUGGUACAACUGAACCCAUGUAGGCAUAUUAUAUUUUAAUAAAUAAAUUUAAAAUACCUUGAACAAAGUUCUCUUGGAAGUGUUUCUAAAUGGCAUGGGCUGCAGUCUUUGUAAGAUUUUUGCAGAUCUACUUUAGAAUGCCAUUUAAUGCUACUUUAAAAAAUAUAUAAUUGUAUAUUGUUUUAAUUUCUUUUCAAAUCGAUGAUAUUGAAAGAUAUUUAUUGUUUUAUUUUUGUUUUCAAAUUAAAGAUAUUUAAAGACUACCAUGAUUUGUUCACUAUUAUAGUGUACAUGCUUUUUACUCAGUUGAUGUAGUUUUUUUAUGCUACAAGAACAAUUUCUGGGUUUAACCUAAGUAUAUGAAAAAAAAUUUUGACACCAUUUUGUUUAAUAGUAUAUUUUGUUUUUUCAAAUAAAAUUAUCAGCUUUAAGAUUUUUUGUUUUUUUUCUCUGAUGUAUUCAAUUUAAAAAGUUCAACUGUUUUCUUAUUUAAUUAAAUGACAUUCAACUUGUGGAGUAAAUAAAAUAAAAUUAUCCUUUCAGACCUUGUGAUCUAUAGGGCAGAUGAUAUAAAGGUCUUCUGUUUCUGUAACCCACGGUUAACGAGGGUGUCAUUUGGCCAGCACAAUAACCAACCACCUUUAAUUUUCCCCAACUAGUGUCAGGUACCCUUUAGAGCUGGGUUAACUCAGAGGUGCCCAAAAAUCCCAGGACCCGGGACCCCUGGUUGGGAAACCAAGUGCUUUAUCAGCUAUGGCAACUCCAAUAGUAAAGAUCCCUCUUCUUACCAAUAGGGCAGAUGAUGUUGAGGUCAAAGGUCAUCUGUUUCUUUGGCCAGCACAACGACCAACUGCCUUUUUUCCCCCAACCAAAGUCAGGUAUCCAUUUGAGUUGGGUGGACUCAGUGACGCCCUAAAAAUCCCAAAACACAAAAUCCCAGUCUUCACCGAGAUUGAAACCCAGGACCCCAGGUUCAGAAUCCAAAUGCUUAAUCACUCAGCCACCAUGCCUCCUGUGAAGUAAAUAAUGUAGAAAUAUUUGUUUUCAUAGAAAAUUAUAAGAAGUGAAUUUAAAUUUCGAUGAAUUAAAACU